AUGGAUGCGAGCGAGUUCGAUACAAGCCGCAUUCACAAGGAACGUUCUCUCGAUCUAGUUUCCAAAAUCUGCAGAGAGCUGGGCGUUGCAGACGAGAGAUUAUACCUCGCCUACGCAGAGCGAGGCAUCUCACGCAUUCAGGAUAGACGGUACAAAGAAGGUGAAGCCGAUCUCAAGGAGGCGCUGCAGAUGCGCAAAGCUCUCGGCAACUACAUUCCGCGCUCAGGCGAGGUCAACCUGAGCUGGGCCUUGCUUGCACAAGGCAAGUUUGAAGAGUGCAGCACGCUUCUCCUGGACAGCUUGGCGGGGAGAGAAAGGGCCUUGGGCAAAGACGAUAGGGAAUCUGUCCGGACUGGUCUGAUUUUUUAUGCACUCGGCAACCUCCGCGCUGCGCAAAAUGAAUGGGACGAGAGUUUUGAUUAUCAUCAGAGAGCGUGGCGCCAUAUGUGCGCGACGGUGGGUCGGAGCGAAGAGGCGAUUGCCAUGAUCAAUAGGGCACUAGACAUUUGGUCCGUUGAUCCGAGUGCAGACAAGAACGAGAUUGCUCGCACUACUUUCCUCAAAGGCAAAUUGUUCGAGGCAGCAGGAAAGACGCAAAAGGCUUCUAUUGCUCUUAGAGUUGCCUGUCGCUUGAGGAAGGAGAUUACCAAGGAUGAUCGUGAUGUGACGAGCUUGACGACGGAAGACUUUGACCAACUUGUUGCCUUUGGGCUCGUUAAUGAACCCUCGCUCGCAGUCUUGUGA
Molecule: messenger RNA, 744 nt
Organism: Pochonia chlamydosporia 170
Lineage: Eukaryota; Fungi; Ascomycota; Sordariomycetes; Hypocreales; Clavicipitaceae
Product: tetratricopeptide repeat domain-containing protein
Exons: 3
Coding region: 1-744 (247 amino acids)
Molecular function (GO): protein binding
Source: RefSeq, a predicted model, not a curated record